AUGCCUAAGGAAAAGCCAACCGAUCAGCAUUUGCCCUGGGAUGGGAUCCGUUUUGAAGAUCGACCCAAUCAUCUGGAUCUUGUGGACGCACAUCUGAAGAGCUUCAAACAUACCGACGUGCAAGUCCACAUCGGAAACCAGGUGUUCGAUUGUCACCUCCUACUGCUGAAGUGUUUUUCCCAAGUUUUCGACGAAAUGGAAAACGUUCCAGCUGUAGUACUACCGGAGGAAAAAAUUACACCGGAAGCGUUCGAACUUAUCUACCAGUGGCUGUUAUCGCCAAGCCCGCGCCUUCAAAGAGAGCAUUUCGUUGCAGUAUUUGUUGCAGCGGAAUUCCUUCGUAUACCGGCAUUGUUGGAACACUGCUGGACCUGCGUGGACGACUCGAAAGCGCUGAUUGAAGACAGGGCAUUUUGUCUCUAUACGGAGGCAAAAUAUUUUCAGCACACGAUCUUGCAAAGCAUGAUGCUGAAAAGAAUAUGGAAAUACUUCCUGCCGCUGGUAGCAUCCGAAGGGUUUGUGGAACUCCCACCGAACGAUGUCUGCCUUUUGCUGAAGUCCAAUCACAUUGGAGUAUUCUCCGAAGUGGACGUUCUGCAUUCUGCUUGCUUAUGGCUGUUAAAUGAUUGGGAUUCCCGGUGCUUCCACAUAGGUGAACUGAUGAGUCUCGUUCGUUUCCCACGGAUGAGUCCAUCUUUGUUAUCCCGCUUAAUCAACUGCGAGGAAGACGAAAGAAUCCAUUGCAUUCUGAAUCACGAUUCUACAAAGAAGUUGGCUAUUCGUGCAUUGACAAAUUUAUGGUCAUUUCCCAAACCAGAACCCGUGAACACAAGCCGCACCGAGCACCGAAUGUGCAGAGGUGAUAACCGAUGCUGGUUGAUUGAUCCCUACACUGCGAAACAGGAGGAUGAAAUUGCAGGUUUCUCACCGCAUCGACAGGAACGAAGUUUCAUCGAAUUUCUUGAAUUCCUAAAACGACUGAUAGAAAACCCGGAAUGUUGGGUUGACUGGGCAAAAAUAUAA
Molecule: messenger RNA, 1023 nt
Organism: Sabethes cyaneus
Lineage: Eukaryota; Metazoa; Arthropoda; Insecta; Diptera; Culicidae
Product: BTB/POZ domain-containing protein 1-like
Exons: 2
Coding region: 1-1023 (340 amino acids)
Molecular function (GO): protein binding
Source: RefSeq, a predicted model, not a curated record